UUGAGAAUCGAUUUUCAGGUUUGUUGUAAUGUGCACAACAGGAUCAGAAGUUUGCUUCACAGAAUGCACCACAUCGCUGUCUUCAUCCUGCUCACAGGCUGUGUCUUGGCUAAAGAUCAGCCGCUGUAUUCCUUCUCUCCAGCUGUGGGAUCAGGAGGAGGCUCCACCUACAGUAUCACUGGGGAGGGCCGAAUCACGGCUGUUCGUGUGUGGGAGCUAAGCCGCAACUACAUCUAUGGCUUCCAGUUCUGCUACGGUUUCAUGUGGACGCCUGUUGUUGGCUUCAUAAGUGGCGAGCCACAUGAGUUUGAGUUGCAUGAUGAUGAAGCCAUCAUCCAGAUUUCUGGGACGUAUUCUCACUACAUUCAGUCUCUGGUGUUCACCACUAACAAGGGCCGUUCUCUGCAUGUAGGAAAUCCCUCAGGCAACUCCUUCAACAUGUACCCUGAAAACAGAGACGCAGAGCUGCACAUCAUCAGUGGCCGGGUUCAUGGAGGAAUUUCCUCAAUUGAGGCCCACUGGCUCGUCCUUCAAAAUGAUAGCAAAACCAAGCAGUGAAUAUGACACAGUGAAUAUGGAUUACUUCCAUAUCAGAACUGUGUUUGACAAACUGUGUAUACUGUGUUAAGUCACUCAGUACUUUGAAAGCAAAAGAAAUGAUUAAACAUUAUUCUUUGUAAUUAAAGCUAGCAUGUGGCAUGAUCAUUCUCCUAUAGCCUUCCUCUGUGGCAAAAUCAUCAACCAAACCUUUGCAUGUGAUUACUCUAAUCAGUUACUAACCAAAACAUCAACAUGGACAAAUAUUGUCUUUUGAAGAAGGGACUUCUUUAAAACAUACAAAAAACAUAUAUCAGCUGAGCUAAUAUGUCAUGUCAGCUCAUGACUGUAUAUCUUUUUCUUCAAGCUGCAAAUCAUGUACCUGUCCUUGUUGGAUUUAAAUAUCAAAUAAAUCGCAUCAUGUGAGCAUCAA
Messenger RNA from Menidia menidia (Atlantic silverside), 970 nucleotides. Lineage: Eukaryota; Metazoa; Chordata; Actinopteri; Atheriniformes; Atherinopsidae. The record is from the annotation of a GenBank genome assembly.